Molecule: messenger RNA, 1401 nt
Organism: Linepithema humile (Argentine ant)
Lineage: Eukaryota; Metazoa; Arthropoda; Insecta; Hymenoptera; Formicidae
Product: importin subunit alpha-8
Source: RefSeq, a predicted model, not a curated record
UACAAUGACAGGAAGAGAGUGGUUGAAACGAAAGAGUGAUCGUUUUAAUUAUUAACCUGAAAAAUAUUGUCAUAACGUUUAAUUUUGCAUAAUAAAUAUUUAAUAAGAUUCGAUUUAAAAUGCAAACUACCGACGAAGAAAAAAGCGAAACUUUGGAACUCCAAUCAAGUGAUAAUACUGUUGAAAUUAUGCGAACAGAAUUAAGAGAAGCUACUUUGACGAAAAGAAAGGAGGACCGAGCAUUUGCAUGGAGAAAAAAUCGCAUAAACUUAGGAGAAUGUCAAAGGAGUCAACUAUUUUCGAUCGAGUAUGUUAAUGAAAAAGUGAAACUUCUUAAAAAGAGAAAAAUAUCUUUUGAGGAUUACAGAUAUUUGCCUAAUGCUCUUAUUCAGUCAGAGGAGAAUAUAAAUACCUUUUUAAAAGUAGAUCAAAGUUUAUCAGGCCUGGCACGUGAUCUUUCUGGUAACAAUCCAACUCUUCAAUUAUAUGCAGCUAAUUGCUGCUGUAAUAUUGCUCUUGGAAAUACAAAAGCAUGCACAGCAUUGGGAAAAGCAGUUGUACCAUAUCUGAUUACCGAGCUUGAAAGCUUAAACUUUGUAUUGCUAGAUACUUGCAUUUGGACAAUUGGUAAUUUAGUUGCAGGAAGUGAUAAAGCUUUUUCUAUUCUACAUGCACAGCAUUGUCUGAAAUAUUUAAUCUUGUUAUUGCAUAACUGCGAUGAUUCAGUUUUCCCAUCUGUAAUAUAUGCACUGUUGCAAUAUGUACGUGUGGGAUUUCAUCAGAUAUCGGAAAGUGAAAUGACAGAGUUAGUUCAAGCAAUAAUAAAACGAAAUCUCUUGUAUGAAAAUUCAGAUAUUAUUUGGUUGUUAGCUUUAUUAUCCUCUUCAACAAUAUGCACCAUACAUUUGUACUCUAUUCUGCCACAAGUUAUUGAUUUUCUUUAUCUGACAAUUUCUAGUUCUGAUGAAAUAACUCGUACUAAUGAGAUUACAGCAUCCAUACGUAUAUUAGCUAAUACAUUAAAUAGUUAUUGUCAAAAUGAAACAGAUAUCCUCCUGAGAAAUCCGAAAUAUUUAGAUAAGGAUCUACAUCUUUUAUUAAAUAAACUAUUAUCGCAUCCAUAUAUGCAUAUUAGAAAGGAAACUCUCUGGUUGAUAGGAAAUUUAUACAAUCAUAAAUCACCUAGUGUUAGUAAAAAUAUAAAAGACAUUAUACCCUUUCUGCCAGCGCUAAAUCAGGCUUUUUCCUCAAUUGAAUAUUCUGGAUGAGUAUAAACACACCUUCAACGCCUUCAUAAAACAAUAUCUGCUUUAAAAAGUGUCUUCUAUACAAGGCACCUUGACCAGGUUGAAAUAUAUUUGCCCCAUCAGAUUCGCUGUUGGAUGAUUGGCAGCUUUCAAG